AUGGAGCCUACAACGGAUCAAGACGUUUUGAUGCACGAUGGCGACGUGGUAGAAACGACGGAAUUCUCUUCGCGCAUCACUCAAACUCAGCCCCAAGCUCACGAUGCUGAUAGUCGAGCCAAGCUUGGACUUGGAACGCACCCAUCCCCAGUUCCUAGUACCAUUGGAAGACCGCCCUUCCAGGCCGCCGUCGCCCCACUUAAGGGAAGCGGACUGAAGCGAGAAGUGACUCUGCCUGACCAAGGUCUGCUGGUUCGCAAAGAUGGACCAAGGCCCGCAAAGUUUGCUGCAUUACCAUAUUCGACCUCCCAGACCGGACUUGUCUACGACGUUCGAAUGCGAUUCCAUGUGGAGAGCGAACCUUCCGAAGAUGAUCUCCAUCCGGAGGAUCCGCGCCGCAUCCAUGCCAUCUUUGAGGCUUUCGUGAACGGAGGCCUCGUCUGGAGCAGUCAAACUGAGACGGAAUCUUCUGGAGCCUAUUACAUGGGGCGUAUAGACACCCGCAAGGUCACAAAGGAGGAGGUCCUUCUCGUCCAUUCCGAGCGACACUGGGACUGGGUGCAAAGCUUGGCCAGUAAGACCAGUGACCAGCUUAAGGUUGAACGACAGCAUCCGGACGUUAGCAACGAUUCGAUCUACCUGUCCACAACCACGCCUUACUGCGCCGCGCUAUCUGCAGGCGGUGCCAUUGAGGCGUGCCGGGCCAUCUUCCUAGGCAAAGUGAAGAACGUAUUCGCGGUGAUCCGUCCUCCAGGACAUCAUGCCGAGCGCGAGGACGCCAAAGGAUUUUGCUUCUACGACAAUGUGAGCAUUGCCGCAAAGGUAUGCCAGAGGGAGUUUCGUGGAGAUACAGGCCCACAAUGUCGUAAGGUCUUCAUCUUGGACUGGGAUGUACAUCACGGCAAUGGCAUUCAGCAAGCCAACUAUGACGAUCCCAACGUCUUGUACAUAUCACUACAUGUACACAUGAAGGGCAAAUUCUAUCCGGAGGGAUCAUACCGAGACGAUCGACCUGUCUAUGGAGACCAUCUCAACUGUGGGAAAGGUGCAGGUUUGGGCACGAACGUCAWCAUUCCAUGGAGCAGAAGAKGCAUGGGCGACGCCGAUUACAUAUACGCCUUCCAGCAGGUUGUUAUGCCCAUAGCGACCGAGUUCAACCCAGAUCUUGUCAUCAUCGCGGCUGGUUUCGACGCUGCAGAGGGCGACAUGCUUGGAGGCUGCCACGUAACGCCUGCUGGAUACGCGCACAUGACACACAUGCUGAUGUCGCUCGCCGACGGCAAAAUUGCCGUCUGUUUGGAAGGCGGAUACAACCUCAACUCUAUUGCUCGCUCCGCUCUUGCUGUUGGUCGUACGUUAAUGGGAGAGCCACCAGAUCGACUUUCAAGUCUAACUCCUACCAAUUCGGGCGUGGAUGACGUGAAGCUCGUUCAGCGUCAGCAGAGCAGGUUUUGGGCGUCGAUGUAUCCAAAGGACAUAUCCGCAAGGUUGGCCGGACCGCUGCAUGGAGAGCGCAUGCACAACGUUGUGCGGAAGUGGCAAGCUGAGACCUUGUACGACGACUACUCUAUGCAUCCGUUGUUCAUUAAUCGGGAGCGGCUCGCAAAGGAGUUUGAACAACAAGUUCUCGCGACACCAAAUUAUAUGGACGCUCGGCCACUCCUCGUCAUCCUUCAUGAUCCUCCUGAGAUGAUCGCCUCACCUGACCCUCGAACAGGGAAGAUCGAGCUGCACAACACGUGGGUGACUGAUAUCGUGAAGACCUACAUCCAAGAAGCAGUGAGCCACAAAUUUGCCGUCAUCGACAUCAAUCUUCCAAAACAUGUCACAGACGAUUCGGAUGCCCAUAAUCACCAAGAGAAUGCGAGCACCGAGGCACGGAUCAAGGAGGCAUCUGAACUUCUGACGUAUCUGUGGGACAACUACGUCGAGCUCAGCGACGCCACCCAUGUCUUCCUCCUCGGAACUAACAUAGGUCAUGGAGCUAUCACGGGCUUCAUCAAGGCGAAUGAAGAACGCGCUCAGCGUAUGAUUACAAAGGCCAUCUCGUUUGUGGAGGACGUUCCCCUUUUGUCGUGCAAGUCUCAGACGAACGACUACUUGCCAAACUGGUACUACUCCCACUCCAUGGUCUUCAUUGCUAAAGAGCACGCGUACUUUUCCAACGAGAUUUCUAAGAAGCCCAAAAAGCGCUUCGGAGCCAUCACUAGAACUGAUGCUGGCUGCAUUAGCGACAUGCUUCUUGAGGCCAGGGAGAUGGUCUUCAGGAGCUUGCUCGAUGAAACGGAAGACUGGAGGGCCAAGGCACCGAGUGAGGACGACACGGACACAUCCUCAUCGGCUAGUCCGCCCAGGAAGCCUCCUCCGGUUGGCAACUUCGUACUUUCGCCGAAGAAGGCAGGCGGUGCGUUGACAGGGAACAUGAGUCCGAAUAUUUAA
Messenger RNA from Ramularia collo-cygni, 2439 nucleotides. RefSeq names its product related to histone deacetylase A. Bases 1 to 2439 code for a protein of 812 amino acids. NCBI's taxonomy places the organism in Eukaryota, Fungi, Ascomycota, Dothideomycetes, Mycosphaerellales, Mycosphaerellaceae. Gene Ontology annotation, biological process: chromatin organization. Gene Ontology annotation, cellular component: histone deacetylase complex. The record is from RefSeq and is a predicted model, not a curated record. Gene Ontology annotation, molecular function: histone deacetylase activity. The transcript is spliced from 3 exons.